This is a messenger RNA of Nerophis ophidion (straightnose pipefish), 2285 nucleotides long. RefSeq names its product protein yippee-like 5. Lineage: Eukaryota; Metazoa; Chordata; Actinopteri; Syngnathiformes; Syngnathidae. The transcript is spliced from 3 exons. The coding region runs from base 184 to 546 and encodes 120 amino acids. The record is from RefSeq and is a predicted model, not a curated record.
AGCGUUGGCUAGUGUAGCUAUCGUAUGGCGUUGUCAACAAACGCUCCCUUUACUCCUCGACAUCGCCUAUAAAUAAAAUAAAACGCAACUCAUCACGCUACUAACGGAUUCAAAGUUAUCUAACGGCGAAAAUAUCUGUUAUUCAGCACUCCUUUCGACACAAGUUACCUACCAUUGAUCAACAUGGGCCGGAUAUUCUUGGAUCACAUUGGGGGCACUCGCCUCUUCUCUUGCGCCAACUGUGACACUAUUCUGACCAACAGAGCAGAGCUGAUCUCCACACGCUUCACUGGAGCCACAGGCCGGGCCUUCCUCUUCAACAAGGUUGUCAAUCUCCAGCACAGCGAGGUUCAAGACCGGGUCAUGCUGACGGGAAGACACAUGGUACGGGACGUCAGCUGCAAGAACUGCAACAGCAAGCUGGGGUGGAUGUACGAGUUUGCUACGGAGGAAAGCCAGCGUUACAAGGAGGGCCGGGUCAUCCUGGAGAGGGCGCUAGUGAGGGAGAGGGAGGGUUUCGAGCACGUACCCACAGACACCUCUUGAAAAGUAUUGCGGGGUGUUGGCCUUACAGUCGCUCAAAGGUUUGCCUCUGACCGCAGUGCAACGACUUGCAUAUAAAGGGAGAGUCCCGACUACGCCGAAAUAUCACAGUUUGAACAAGAAAAGUGUGUAACAACAUUGCUUCCAUUUCUCUUUAAACUGCCUUGAAUGUCAUUGUGUUCACUGGCUGUGAUGUUGAAUAUGGUGCCAUAGAAUCAGGAUGGAGGGAUGGGUUGCAGACUCGCUUUGACCAGUUUAGACUGUUCAGUCUAAUGAAGUGAGGGGAAGAUUAUCAUUUAUACAACAUUCCUUCAGCAUGUUGCCAGGCUUGAAACUAUUUAAUUUUUAUACAUAAAAUAUGUUACCUAUUAUUGAUUGCUUUUAUACAUACAUACCCACAGGAUGAUUAGUACAUUUUUGUUGCAAGGGUUAAAACUUUCCAGCUGAUAUUAGAACUGUUACCUCUUUUGGUGCAGUGCAUCCAGAAAGUAUUCACAAUGCUUCACUUUUCCCACAUUUUGUAAUGUCACAGCCUUUUUCCAAAAUGUAAAUCUGUUUUUGUUCUUGAAAUUUACACAAAAUAACCUGUAAGUGUGAACAGUUAAAAAAAAAAAAUUGUGGAUGUACAUAAGUACAACAUUUGCUCAACAACCCUUUUGGCAGCCUUACGUAUAUUUGAAUACGAUGCCACCUAUAGACCCUUAUCUCUGGGCAGUUUCGCCCAUUCCUCUUUGCAGCCCCUCUCAAGAUCCGUCACGUUGGAUGAAAAGCCAUGUUUGUAAUCCAGGAUGUCUCUGUACAUUAAUGCAUUCCUCUUUCCCUCCAUCCUGACCAGUCUCCCAGUUCCUGCUGCCGAAAAACAUUCCCACAGCAUGAUGGUGCCACUACAAUGCUUCAUUGUAGGGAUGGUAUUGGCCUGCUUUCCUCCAAACUGAGGAACUGACUGGCUUCCACGCCAAAUAGUUUAAUAUUUGUCUCAUCAGACCAGAUAAUUUUGUUUCUCAUGGUCAAGAGAAUUUCAGGUGCAUUUUGGAAAACUUUUUACAAAGAAAUGGCUUUCGCUUGGCUACUCUACCAUACAGGUCUGAUUGGUGGUUUGCUGCAGUGAUGUUCUCCUCUCUCCACAGAGGAAGUUGGUAGUUUUUGACAGUGACCAUCUGGACUAAGAUGAUUGCAGCCAUGUACAGAGACAUCCUUGAUGAAAACCAAUGCUUCCCAUCCAACCUGAUGGCGCUUGAGAGGUACUGCAAAGAACAAUGAGUGUUACUGGCCAAAGAUCGGUGUGCCAAGCUUGUGGCAUCGUAUUAAAAAAGACUUGAGGCUGUAAUUGUCGCCAUAUGGUUUUUUAGUAUGUUAAAUAAAUUAGAAAAGUUAUUUGUGGGAUCUGAGCCGAGGAUGUCGUUGUGGCUUGUGCAGCCCUUUGAGACACUCGUAAUUUAGGGCUAUAUAAGUUAAUAUUGAUUGAUUGAUAUUUAAAAAAAACCUUUUCACGUUGUCAUUGUGGGGUAUUGUCUGUAGAAUUUGGAGGAUUUUCUUUUUUGGAAUGAGGCUAUAACAACAAUGUGAAAAAUAGUAAAGCACUGUGAAUACUUUGCAGGUGCACUGUAAAUGUAGUUGUUAAUGUAACACUUGAACAAAAAUACAUACUCUUCAUGUCGAUGUGUUCUUUGGCGCAUGUUGUACCUCAAUCACUGAAAAACAGUUAACUUGUCGUUAUCAAUAAAAUCAUGAAUUCAAAAUUA